CGCUGGGCUGGGCUGGGCUGGGUAAGCUUUUCGCCCUAUAAAAGGGAAAGUCAUAAACCCUAACCCCUUCCAAAGCGAUCGUCUGUCCUUGCAGUGAGAGGUAUAUCAGGUGGUUUCAAAAUGUAUCUUCAGUUUUACAUAAACGAGAAUGGUGAUAAGGUUUACACCACCAAGAAGGAGUCACCACUGGGGCUGGCUACUCAAUCUGCUCAUCCAGCUCGCUUCUCUCCUGAUGACAAAUUCUCAAGGCAAAGAGUUCUUCUAAAGAAACGCUUUGGAUUGUUGCCAACCCAGCAGCCGCCUCAGAAGUACUGAAUCUAUCGUCUGCUUUCUGCUGUAUUUUGGUUGAACUAUCUAAAUACGGAGCUUUGCUUCUCAACUGCCAAAGAUUGUUCUUGUUAUUAAUCUUUCUGGCUAUAGAAUGUAGUUAAUUUGCCCCAUAAUGUAGCCAGUAUUGUUAUUGUGGUUAAUGUGCUCUGGCCAAAUACAUUCUGAAAAGCUGAAUAUUUGGUUUUUGAUUGCA
Molecule: messenger RNA, 523 nt
Organism: Manihot esculenta (cassava)
Lineage: Eukaryota; Viridiplantae; Streptophyta; Magnoliopsida; Malpighiales; Euphorbiaceae
Product: H/ACA ribonucleoprotein complex subunit 3-like protein
Exons: 4
Coding region: 121-315 (64 amino acids)
Biological process (GO): rRNA pseudouridine synthesis; ribosome biogenesis; snRNA pseudouridine synthesis
Cellular component (GO): box H/ACA snoRNP complex; box H/ACA telomerase RNP complex
Molecular function (GO): box H/ACA snoRNA binding; telomerase RNA binding
Source: RefSeq, a predicted model, not a curated record